Molecule: messenger RNA, 468 nt
Organism: Kluyveromyces marxianus DMKU3-1042
Lineage: Eukaryota; Fungi; Ascomycota; Saccharomycetes; Saccharomycetales; Saccharomycetaceae
Gene: FIS1
Product: Fis1p
Exons: 1
Coding region: 1-468 (155 amino acids)
Biological process (GO): peroxisome fission; autophagy of mitochondrion; mitochondrial fission
Cellular component (GO): mitochondrial outer membrane; peroxisomal membrane
Molecular function (GO): protein binding
Source: RefSeq, a predicted model, not a curated record
AUGACGAACAUUAACUACUUACCUGAAUUAGAAAGUUCCUACUCUGCUUUGUCAAGCGAACAAAUCGAGAUUUUAAGGCAGCAGGUGCUUAAUGAGGGCGGUGAGAUAGCAUCCGUACAAUCGAGGUUCAACUACGCAUGGGGUCUCGUCAGAUCAGUAGAAAAAGAGGACCAGAUGCUUGGGGUGAAGUUGCUAACUGAUAUAUACAAGGAAUCUCCGAUGAGAAGACGAGAAUGCCUAUACUACCUUACGAUCGGAUGUUACAAAUUGGGCGAAUAUUCCACAGCGAAAAGGUACGUUGAUGUGCUAGUGAGCCACGAGCCAGAGAACCAGCAGGCACGUGUGCUACAGACUGCAGUUGAGGAUAAGAUCAAUCGCCAGGGCUUGAAGGGAAUUGCAAUGGUCAGUGCGGGAAUUGCCAUUGGUGCCACUACGAUAGGUCUUCUCUUCAGAAACAGGAAACGUUGA